Messenger RNA from Emiliania huxleyi CCMP1516, 1394 nucleotides. RefSeq lists its product as hypothetical. NCBI's taxonomy places the organism in Eukaryota, Haptophyta, Isochrysidales, Noelaerhabdaceae. Gene Ontology annotation, molecular function: protein binding. The record is from RefSeq and is a predicted model, not a curated record. The transcript has 2 exons. The coding region runs from base 24 to 1049 and encodes 341 amino acids.
GGCCGCUCCCUGUCGUGACCGCCAUGUACGAGCCCGCGGGCUCCUCGAACAGCGCGAUGGCGGUCGUCGUGCCGGGCGGCGGCAUGGGAGGGAACAUGGUCGCCGGGCGGCCGCAGCCGCCGCCGGAGCUGUCGGCCCUCUCGGUGACGGCUGGGCCGCACUGCGGCGGCACCUCGAUCUGGGUCCAGGGCGCGCACUUUUGCGGCACGACACAGGUCUACAUCGGCGGCGCCCUCGCGCCGCAGCUCGCGAUGGUCAACGAGAACCUGCUCACCCUCGUGUCUCCGCCCGCCUCGAGCGACGGCGGCGACGUCACCGUCGAUAUCAUGGCGACCAACUCGGACAUCUUCGGGGCCGGCCACGCGCCCGUCUUCUCCAACGCGCUGCGCUUCACCUACUCCUCCAGCGUCCCCGCCUCGGGGCUGCCCAUGGUGGCGCUGGCGCCGGCGACCGCCGACGCGGCGGAGACGCAGACGGCGGAGCGCGCGCUCGCGCUCCUCGCGCAGCACGCGGCGCCGCACAUGCCGGUCGCGGGCGACGAGAACCUGCUCACCUCCGCCAGCUUGCCUCGCGACCAGCGACUCUUCGCCGCCGCGCUCGCCGUGGUGCUGGGCAAGCAGCCCGGCGUCGCAAAGGCGGAGAACGGCGAGUCGCCGCUCGACCGGCGCGACGACCAGUCCCGCACGUUGCUACACUAUUGCGCCGCGCUCAAGAACGCGCCGGCGGUGGAGCUGCUCCUCCGCGCCGGCGCGAGCACGGCGGUGCAGGACGCCGCCGGCCAGACGCCGCUCGAGCUCGCGCGCGCGUUCGGCUGGGUCCAGGGCGAGACCUUGCUCGCGCCGGUCGCCGCCAGCACCAACGGAACCACGCCGAUGGCGGGCGCCGCCGUGGCGAUGAUCGACGAGACCGCGGCGGUGUCGGUCGUCGACGCGAGCAUCCCGAUGGACGCGACCGCCGAGGUGCAGGUGCAGGUGGCGGCGACGGAGGUUGCGCCGACGACCGGCGCCCCCGAAGUCGGCGCCCUCCUCGGCCUCGGCGUCGCGCCUUGAGCUGGCAUGGAGCCGGCAGAGCGGCGACCUCCCCAAAGGCCCUGCUGGGCGGCGGGGCUCUGCGGCGGCCCGCAUGGCAUCCGGUGCGGGAGGGGCCCCGCUAAGGCAGUGCGGGGCCGGCCGGCUCGUCUCGGUGGGGUCUGGGGGUAGGAGGCGGUAUUGGGGCUGCUGGGAGAAGGGAUUGCUCCGCCAGAGAUCUGCCGUGCGUUGUCCACAGUCUUGCAGGCGCGGGGUGGGGUGUGAGAGAGGAGGAGCUUGAUUGACACGCGCAACAUCUUGGAGGGCAGGGGGAGCGGGAGAUCAGCAAGUAGAUCAGCGGGAGGGGCGGGUGCAUGUCGUUUACAU